AUGCAACACAUUCAAGAAUUAGCAAGAAUUCGUUCUGACAUGAAUGAUUUGAGAGCUCAAAUGGCUUCCUCUCAAAGAAAUUCCACUCACAAUACUGUUGGUACAACUCCAAAUAGACAAGCAGCGCUCAAUCGAAUGAAUAAUGAUUUGAGAGCUUUGAGAGGAUGUGUGGCUUCCACUGUUGCAAGAAAUCCACACGAGUCCAUGCAAUUGGCUAGCGUGGAUGUUGCCUCUUCUCAAAUGAUCAAUCAAUUGAGAACCAUGUAA
Naegleria fowleri is the source of this 267-nucleotide messenger RNA. RefSeq lists its product as uncharacterized. The transcript has a single exon. The record is from RefSeq and is a predicted model, not a curated record. NCBI's taxonomy places the organism in Eukaryota, Heterolobosea, Eutetramitea, Acrasida, Naegleriidae. Bases 1 to 267 code for a protein of 88 amino acids.